CAAUGUCCGUAGCGCGUAAGAGAUCCGCUGCUCCGAUAUUCGAAAAGCCAUCGGACAUCAUGGGGUCAAUAUGCGGGGGGAAAAGUUGGCGGAGAAGAAGGGCACCUGGCCAUGGACUCAGAAUGCUUGUCUCUUUUCGGCUGCGUCCUGUCCCCUCCGCUCUCUUCCACGGCCACCACAAGCCGUGUUCUAUUCGGCUUCUCGUCCAGUACGUUUCGCCCUGAAUGGACAAGCUGUCGGACGCCUCUGCCAAAUUGGUCGUGUGGGACGACGAUGACCCCGAGAAUCCACAGUCAUGGUCGAAUCUCCGCAAGUAUUGCAUUCUAGCCACCAUUUCGACAGGCUCGCUAUGCGUCACAUGUGCCUCUUCUGUAGUGACGAGCGCCUACAAGGGUAUAGAGAGGGAUCUGGGUGCAAGUGAAGAGGUCGCCAUCCUCGGCCUGUCUUUAUUCGUCGUUGGACUGGGCCUUGGCCCAAUGCUCCUCGCUCCUUUUAGCGAAUUCUAUGGCCGCAAGCCCGUCUACUUUGCUGCCUUUCUCGCCUUCUUCCUUCUCGGCUUGCCGGUCGCCUUUGCCAACAAUAAGCCCGUCUUCUUCAUCUUUCGCUUCCUCACCGGCUUCGCAGGCUCCGCGUUCCUCUCCGUCGCCGGCGGCUCGGUCGCGGAUCUCUGGGCGCCGAGCGAGACUUUUUUUCCCAUGGCCUUCUACACCUGCUCUCCUUUUGCCGGGCCUGUGCUGGGUCCUGUCUUUGCCGGUUUCAUAAACCAGUACAGCAACUGGCGGUGGUCGUUCUGGGUGAUCACCAUCUGGUCUUUCAUCAACCUCGUCGCCUUGACGCUUUUUGCGCCAGAGACUUUUCAUCCGGUCCUUCUGUCUAGGCGAGCAAGGCAGCUGCGCAACACAACGGGCGAUGCGUCGUACUAUGCAAAGCACGAGCUGGUUCUCGAAGGAAAGAGCCUGCUGAGCACGAUCUCCGCCAGCAGCACUCGAGUAGCAAAACUCCUGACCCUCGAGCCGAUGCUGCUGCUCCUCUGCAUCUGGUGUGCCAUCCUCCUCGGUAUCCUUUACCUCUUUUUCGAGCUGUUUCCCAUUGUCUUUGCCAAGCAUCACUUUCAAGAGUAUCAGGUUGGGCUCUCGUUCAUAGGCAUCGGUAUCGGAAACUUCUUGGCGCUGGCUACGAUGCCCUUCUUCAUUCGUCGCUACCACGCUCGGAUGGCUGACCCAAGCCGAGCAGGCCCGGAAGCCAGAUUGGAGCUGGGCAAGGUCGGGGCAAUCCUCGCACCAGCUGCGCUAUUUACCUUUGCCUUCACUUCAUACGCUCAUGUUCACUGGAUCGCCCCCAUCAUUGCCUCUGUCUUCUUUGGAGGCUCGAUCAUCUAUGUCUACACCUCCGUCUUCACCUAUUCGGCCACAGUCUGGCAACCGCUCGCAGCGUCAGCGAUGGGCGCCAACUCUGCGCUAAGGUCGGCAUUUGCAGCUGGCUUCCCCCUCUUUGCCAACCCCAUGGCUCGAAGACUGGGCACUGUUGGUACGGCAGCCCUCCUUGCUGGCCUCACCUGUCUCAUUGCCCCACUGCCGUUCUUAUUUGACCGAUAUGGUCCGCAAUUACGGGCCAAGAGCAAGUUCUCAAUGUAACAUACUGUCAAGCCCGGUGCACAUCCUCGGGACGUAUAUACCCUAUGACAUUCUCUCACACACAGAGCA
This is a messenger RNA of Acaromyces ingoldii, 1703 nucleotides long. Its product is annotated as MFS general substrate transporter. The record is from RefSeq and is a predicted model, not a curated record. The coding region runs from base 225 to 1634 and encodes 469 amino acids. Gene Ontology annotation, cellular component: membrane. Gene Ontology annotation, biological process: transmembrane transport. Lineage: Eukaryota; Fungi; Basidiomycota; Exobasidiomycetes; Exobasidiales; Cryptobasidiaceae. Gene Ontology annotation, molecular function: transmembrane transporter activity. The transcript has 7 exons.